Messenger RNA from Brachypodium distachyon (stiff brome), 1872 nucleotides. RefSeq names its product putative non-inhibitory serpin-10. Gene Ontology annotation, molecular function: serine-type endopeptidase inhibitor activity. The record is from RefSeq and is a predicted model, not a curated record. Lineage: Eukaryota; Viridiplantae; Streptophyta; Magnoliopsida; Poales; Poaceae.
UUGGCGGAGUUGGUGGCGACGGCGGAGGUGGCGGCGCUAGGGCAUUCCCGCCGUCGCCUCAGGAGUGGUCAGAGUUGUACGAUUUGGGGAAUUUUUCUUCUUUGGGCCGACGAACGGGUAAGUGAUGGCAGUGGCGGGUAAUUGUUUCGAACUUCUAAGGGCAAAUCUUGAUUCCGCUCCGGCCGUGCGACCUGAACGUUCGAUCUCCGAUCCGAGACCGUCCGGUGCUGGCGUUGCCCCUCCCCUGCCCUCCCUAAAUACUGGACGAUGGCUUCCUUCUCAACCCCUUUUGGUUCCCCGUAAUCCUCCGUUCUGUUACUAUCCUAGAACAGAGCAGUCAGUACUAAUCCCUGCACCGGCAUGGAUCAGUUCUUACAGGUCGCUUUGCUCGCCCGCACGGAAGCCAUUGCCAGGCAGUCGAAUUUCAUCUUCUCGCCCCUUUCCCUGCGGGCCGCGCUCGCGCUGCUUCCCGCCGGCACGAAAGGCGAGACGCUGCGCCAGCUGCUGGCCUUCUUGGGCUCCCAAGAACUCCGACAACUCAAGGCGGCCAAUGCCGGGCUCAUCGCCGAGAUGCGCGCGUGGCCGCAGCUGUCCUCUGCCGCCUGCAUCUUUGCGGACAAGUCGCUCGUGCUGAGGCCAGAGUUCGUGUCCACCGCCGCCUCCGCUCACAAGGCCUACGCAAAAUCCUUGGACUUUCAGAAUCAGCCGGAGGCAGCGGCGGCUGAGGUGAACGCUCUCAUCACACAUGCCACGCGUGGGCGCUUAAGAAACAUCGUCUCCCCGGACUCUUUCAACGGCGGCGACGCCAAGAUCGUGCUGGCCAACGCCAUGCAUUUCAGGGCGACGUGGGCUCGCAGGUUCGACCCAUCGGACACCGUCCACGACGACUUCCACCGCCUCGGCGGCGGCGGCACAGACGUGCGGGUGCCGUUCCUGUCGGACCCGGGCAUGCAGUACGCCACAAGCUUCGCCGGCCUCGGCUUCAAGGUCCUCCAGUGCUUCUACAAGACGGUGGGGCGCGACGGCCGCCUCAGCCGGGACGCGCCGUGCUUCUCCAUGCUCGUGUUCCUCCCUCACCGGCGCGACGGGCUCGCGGGCCUCCUGCGGCUGGCGGCCACGGAGCCGGACUUCGUCAUGCGCUGCGUCCCCCGCCGCGAGCAGGUGGUCAGCCCGUGCAUGAUCCCCAAGUUCAAGUUCUGCUUCAAGUUCGACGCGAGGGCCGCGUUGCGGUGGCUCGGGCUGGCCGCGCCGUUCGAGCCCUCGGACGCGGACCUGUCCGGGAUGGUCUCCAACAUGCCGGAACUGGGGAUGUACGUGUCGUCCAUGCAGCAGUUGGGCGCCGUGGAGGUGGACGAGGAAGGCACGACGGCAGUGGGAGCGACGUACACGGCAACGAGCCCGGGCUAUGGCGGCCCGCCUCCGGGUCCGCCGCCGCCGCCGCCCAUGAGCUUCGUGGCGGACCACCCGUUCAUGUUCGCCAUCGUUGAGUACGGGAGUGCCGAGGUCUUGUUCGGCCACGUCCUGGACCCGUCCAAAGAGCUGUGACUUCCUGAGCGACCAGCCGAUCGACGACUGGUAGUUACUGCGAUCGAGGCGUGUACCUGCUCAAGUGUUCAUGGACGGUUAUGCGUUUAUUUCCGUUUCGGGAGAAAGGAAGGGCUGGCUUGAAACCUGGCUGCAUUGUACGAGACUCGUCUGAGAUUUGUUUAUUUUCCGUUUUCACAAUCGAUGGAUCAUAUUGUCUAGUCUGUAAUUCGUUGGUGAUUUCCCAAAUUUGUGGUCUGUUGUCUUCGAUUAAAGAGUUCAAGGACUAAAGUGUUCAUUUUUGCCGAAUUCAUGAACAAACGGUGUAUUUUAGCCCGGAUUAAACUG